Messenger RNA from Closterium sp. Naga37s-1, 2958 nucleotides. Lineage: Eukaryota; Viridiplantae; Streptophyta; Zygnematophyceae; Desmidiales; Closteriaceae. The record is from the annotation of a GenBank genome assembly.
AUGGGCGAGCGGAGUUUCCCAGACCCCGAUACAGCGACAUCCGCCAGUGAACCAACAGACACCACGGUCACCCCCGCUACAGUCACAUCCGAUACAGGUGCUCCCAUGACCGGAUCGAUCAGUCACAGCAUCAAUUCCGGUGCGGGUGUAGCUGUCCCCGCUACAGUCACAUCAACAGCCAGUGUAGGCGAUGCUACGAAUGCUGGCGUUACUAGCAGCGAGGCGGCUGUCUCCGCAACGGAUUCCCCAAAUUCCUCGACGCGCACCACGGCUUUUUCUCCCUCGUCGUCCUCCUCUCCGCCCCCUUCGCCUCCUCCCUCUCGCGACGCGCGUCUGCCUGCCCCCAUGGACCCCUCCCAAGACCCCUCCCAAGACCCCUCGCAAGACUCCUCCCAUGCCUCUCCUUCGGCAGACCCCGCUUCGCCGGCAGAUCUCACUUCGCAAGCAGCACGGGUGGACAGUAACGCGGGAAACGACCCUUCUGGCUCGAACCACCUCCCCCGACCGCCACACCUCUCUCCCCACACCCGCCCCCGGCUUCACCCCGCACACCCCUCAGUCUCCGCCCCCCCUUCCGCACGUGCGCCUGCUGGUUCCCCCCAGGGGGGUUCUCAAGGGGGUGUCUCGGGGGAAGCGUCCUCUUCGCCUGGCAGCGAUGGGGGAGAGACGCCAGCGCUCCCGCAAGGUGGAAACGGGGAUGGGGGCCCCUCGCCAGAUGCCACGUCAGAUGCCACUUCAGGUGCCACGUCAGAUGCCACGUCAGAUGCCUCGUCAGAUGCCACGUCAGAUGCCUCGUUGCAGAAUCCUUCGCACGCCCCUGCCUCAGAUGCCGCUCCCCCCAGCUCGCCCCUGCAGCCCCCCGCCUCUGAUGGCUUCCCCCCGGCAGAAGAGCUUGGGGGCCAGGCGGGGGAAGGGGGGCAUGCGGGGCACACAGGGCAGGCGGGGGGGAGAGGGGGAGGGCGGGAGGAGGUUUAUCCCCCCAUUCCGUUCCUCUGCCUCCCAAGCGAACCUGCCCCGCACCGUGCAUGCAAUAGCCAGCUCGCAGGAGUGCAUGGGCUGGGCGCCAUAGCGGCCAGGCAAGCGGGGCGGAGCAGCAAGCACGAGUGCAUGGGGGGGCGGCCUCCCUUCCUGGUUGAUCAGCCAUUAUCAUGCAUUUUCCCGUACCCUCGUCCCCUCGUCCCUCCCGCCCCAUGGCAUGCCAGUGUGCAGCGGCGGAGUAGGCAGGAGUGCAUGGGCGCCAUAGCAGCCAGUCAUGCGCGGUGUGCAGCGGCGCAGCAAGCAGGAGUGCAUGGGCGCCAUAGCGGCCUCUCAAGCGGAGCUCGUCUCGUUAGACGCGGGGCUGGCGUUCCGAGCCUUCCUGCACGCCCGCAUGAAGGCCCUCAUGAGCGAGCGGCUGGCGGCGAGACCUACCCCGCUGUUGCUGUCGUGCGCAGGGAUGUGUGUGAUGCUAGCGAUGCAGGGCGGGGGGAGGCGGGGAGUGAGGGGCUGAAGGGGAGUGAGGGUGUUGGGAUGGGGGGAGUGGGAGGAGAUAGGGAUGGGAGAGAGGGUGCGGUGGGUGAGGGAGGCAGUUCGGGUUUCAACAGCAGCAGUGGCGGUAGCAGUGGUGGUGCGGGUAGCUCUUCGCUUGGAAACCAAACUGACACACAGACGGUCCAAGGCACAUCACACAGCAGCAGCAGUAGCAGCAGCACCGCCGCCACCCCCAGCACCACCUCGUCUCCCCUCUCCCCCACGGCGCCCCUGCCGUCCAGCAUCCCGGCCGGUCCCUGGCAGCAGCUGCACCGCUUCAAGACGUGCCACCCGCUCUACGCCUCCGCUGCUGGCUGGGACCUCCCCGUGCGCUCCCUGCUCGCCCUUGACCUCCAGUCCCAGCUCGGAGGUGCGGGGGGCGCUGGGGGUGCGGGGGGUGCAGGGAGUAGGGGGAGCAGCGGCGGGAGCAGUGGGGGGAGUGAGGGUUUUGGGGGGAAGGCAGGAGGAGUGGGAGGGGCGAGAGGUGGGGGAGGAGUGGGUGGGGGAGCGGGUGUAACGGGAAGGGGCGGAGGAGGAGGAGUGGGGCUAGGAGGUGGGUUUGCAGCGCCACCAUUCGUGGAGGGUGAGCCAGCGGAUGUGACUCUAGUGAAGGCCGUGUUCCCUGAGUCCUGCGCACCGGGGGGCGACGGCACCCUCGGCCCCCUCAGCACCACUGCUGCUGCCACUGCUGGAGGGGGGGGAGGUGGGGGUGGGGAAGGGGUGGUGGGAGAGGAAGGGGGAAACGCAGGGCAGGGGGACACGGGGCGGGUGUGCAGUGGGUGCGUGUCAGUGAACGGGCGGGGGACAUGUGACGAUGAGGACACGUAUGCGGGCUUCCACGGUGCCUUCCGGUGCCUCAUGGAGCAGGCGGGCGAUGUGGCCUUCCUGAGGCUGGACACGCCACUCUGGUUCGCCCGUGGAGGGCGAUUUCAGCAGGCGUGGUCGCUGCAAGAUCUGGGGGAGUUUCGAGUGCUGUGCCCGCCCAUGGUGGGCGGAUGCGUGGAGGUCACAGAGAAUGUGCACGCCAACUGCACCUUCGGCAGCGUACCAGCCAGCGUGGUAAUGACGCGCAACAGCAUAUCGGAACGCUUCAAGCGGGCCAUAGUGGCGCGCCUGGAGCUGGCAGGCACCGUCAGGGCGUGGCGGGAGGCACUAUACGAGGGCCGCAACCCCUUCGACUACAUCCUCUCGGGCAGUGCCAAGGGACUGGUGCACGUGGACUCAUUGACCCGGGCCUAUCUGGGCAGUGCCAUGUGUGACCUUAUGCGUGUGCCCCUUCCCAUCCCCACCCUGCCUAUCACCCCCAGUGCCAAGGGAUUGGUGCAAGUCGAGUCAUUGACCCGGGCCUAUCUGGGCAGCAUGGGCGAGGUGACAGAAGACAUUCUGCGCUACAACCCCCCACCUGUUGCAGCCCCACCUGCUGUAGCCCCACUGGCCUCAGCAUGUUGA